AUGGCCCCUAUGUCGAGACCAAAGGCUAUCUUUUCCAACCCUUCAAUGGGCAAUGUAUCAAGCGAGGAUGAGAACGUGGCCCGCGUAUUCGUCGGUAGAGGCGAGAAGAUGAAGGAGUUCCGUGUAAACAAGAGGAUGCUCAGCAACGUCGCCCCCUUCUUCGAGGACCAACUCGACGCCACGCCGGCCGGCAUCGUCAACACAUCAGGCAAGCCCGUCCAAAUAUGGCUCCCGCAGCAAAACUCCACCAUCCGCCUCCCCAACGAGUCCGCCUCCAUGUUCGACCUCUUCGUCGUCUGGCUUCACCAGCGUGACGGCUUCCGCCGCCACCUCGACGAGAUGAUCAUCCUCGUCAGCGACGCCCCCGGCGUCCCCUGCCAGCGUCUUCACUGGGCCCUCGUCCGCCUGCACAUCUUCGCCGCUCGCCUCGACCUCCACCACCUCCAGGACCUCGCCAUCGACGCCCUCCAGGACAUCUACCUCCGCUGCGACUGGGACGUCACGCCGCGCUUCGUCGAGUACGCCUACGGCGACUGCGACUCGCCGGCCGCGAUGCGUCUGCGCAGGUGGACCGUCGCCAUGGUCGCCUGGUCCGUCGCCGGCGGCGCCACCUCCUCCUCAUACCACAACGACGCCGACGCCAGCGGCCUCGACCGCUUCCAGGCCAUGUUCGAGCGCUUCCCCGACUUCGCCGCCGACUACACCUCCCACCUCCGCAAGAUGAAGUCCAGCAAGCUCGACACGCGCAUCAAGAACCCGCAGCUCCGCAUCCCGGCCAACAAGCUCCGCAACGAGGAGCGCCAGUUCGGCUUCCGCCAGUGCUCCUUCCACAGCCAUCGCGCCGCCGUCGGCGAGCGCAGGUGUCCUCACACCACCGCCAGCAGGGAGCUGGAUAACUUCCUCAUGGUGCCGUUGGUAAUGGAGAUCGGCCCGGCGCCGGCCAUCCGCAGAAGCAACUCCCGCCGGGAAAGGCCGCAGAGGAUGGCGCAGCAGCACACCGCGCAGGUCUUCUAA
Messenger RNA from Colletotrichum aenigma, 1014 nucleotides. RefSeq lists its product as uncharacterized. Bases 1 to 1014 code for a protein of 337 amino acids. The transcript is spliced from 2 exons. Lineage: Eukaryota; Fungi; Ascomycota; Sordariomycetes; Glomerellales; Glomerellaceae. The record is from RefSeq and is a predicted model, not a curated record.